CAGUAGCAUCAGCAGCAGCCGCCGCCGCCGCCACAGCAGAAGCAGUAGCAGGAGCAGCAGGAGAAGCAUUUAGCAAUAGCUUUAACAGCGACAGCGACAGUAGCAGCCGCCCUCCUUCUCUCUCUCUCCCGCGGACGGCCGCAGCCACCUCACUGAGCGGGCUCCAGCGCCGCGCGCGCAGCCCGUGGGUGAGGUAGCCCCGGCCCGAGCGAGCGGCGGUACACGCGAAAAGCAGACCCUGAGAGGAGCCGGCAGCCACUGAGGCGCUGAGUUUCAAGGCCGGAGCCUGACAGCUCUGACUCCGUCUAGCACCGCGGCGGCGGCGGCGCCUGAGGGAGAGAGGCGCGUCCACCUGGCGGGCCCGGCGCAUGGAGCUGAGGCAGAGGCGGCGGCGGCGGCAGCAGUAGCAGCAGCGGCGGCGGGGGCAGCUCGAGCAGCUGCGGCGACGGCGACAGCCCAGCCUUGACUGGCCGCGCUAGCUCCAGCGCCCGCUGCCUGAGCCCGCCAGCGACGUGCGCCUCGAUAGUCGGCCUGGGAGGUUGGACAGCAUUUGCUCUUGGAAUGAAACACUAAGAGGUUACAUUCAUGGAUAACCAACAAGAUAAGGCUGUUGUUGCCUCAGCCAAUGGAGAAAAUACUAUGAUUAACGGGGUCAAGGAGAAUGACUCAGAGGACCAGGAUGUGGCAAUGAAGUCAUUUGCAGCACUAGAAGCUGCUGCACCAAUCCAGCCUAUACCUGUGGCUCAAAAAGAUAACCUGAUAUAUCCCAGAGGUCUCCUGCCUCUGCCCUCUAAGAAGCCCUGUAUGCAGAGCCCUCCCUCUCCUUUGGGCCUGAGUGAAGCACCUGAGCAUGCUGCUAAUAGUGCUUCUGUGAAUGCCAUCUCCCUUACAUCUGGUGUUGCAAAAGGGCUGAACACAUGGUCACUGCCCAAUGAGUGUGAGAAAGCUCCAUUUGCCAUAAUGGAGCCUGCAGGCAUGUCAGCUCUGAAUGGGGACUGCCUCAUGCAGCCAAGUCGGACUUGCCUGGGCUGCUUCAUGGAAUCCAAGGAUGCAGUAGAUCCUGAGCCAGGGAUCAGUCUGAAAGUCAGUGAUCUAAAUAGGGAUUAUGAAACCUGUGCAGUCUCUGAUAUAGGGAUUCAGUGUAUUAAUGCUGGAGAAAACAUAAAAUACGGAGAGCAGCUGCUCUCAGACCAGCUCCUAGGCUUCCCCCUGCACAAAUCAAGGGCAGGAGAUAGACGAGAAGCAGAGAAACCUGACAUUGACUUGGAGGACCCAGCUCAUAAGAGUUAUUAUGAGGCAUUGCUGUUAGAUAAGUGCAAUACAGAAGAGGCUUUGCUGGCAAAUUCUAAUCAAGAUUGGGGUUACUUUGAGACUUUCAUUAGUGAGAGUAAGAUUGAACUGCUUGAUCUCUGUUCCAAGAAUGAGCUGUCUGUCAACCUGUUCUCUGAAGAAGAUGUGGAUAACUAUAUGUUUGAUGAUGAUGAGUCAACACUGGGUAGUGAUGUCUGCUCCCUGAAAAUUCGAUAUGAGUCCUUCCAGGACAAUGUUCGAGACAAGACCACCCUUUUGAUGCAAGAAGAUGCCCAAUUCAACUUUUUUCCCAGUGUCUUUACUACCUGCCCCAAGCGGGAGUCUAAGAGUGGGGCCCUGAAGCAGAGCAGUGAUCUUUCCCAGUUUAAGGUCCCUGAUGUGAGCAUUAUCUGGGGGGAGGAAGAUAAAAACUUGGACAAGAAGAAAGGCAAAGAAGAAGGCCAGGAAGACAAAGGUGUAGGGAAAAAAGAUGGAAAGGAUAAUGGAGAAAAAUCUGCCUUAAAUAAACCAUGGAGUGGAACUGAGGUAGGGCAAUUUAAGAAUCCAAAGCAGGGCCAUCUUGCCAAUUCCUUAGAGGCAUCUGGAAAUUUCAGUGAUGACAGUUCCUUCAUUGAGGUCUCUUAUGAUGCCAUGGGGGAGAUUAAGGACUGUAGCCGCUAUAUGGCUCGGGAUACUAAUUCUGGCAGCUCCUCCUCCCAGCAGAACUAUGGGCUGCGAGCCAAGAGAAAAGUCAGGUACAGUGAAGAUUAUCUAUAUGAUGUUGACUCACUAGAGGGUGAAAAAGUAAAUGAGAGGAAGGAAUGGCUGCCAGGUGGUUCUAAAGAGGAAGAUGAUGAUGAAUGGUGUCCCAAAAAGAGAAGAAAAGUAACCCGUAAGGAGCCCCCUGUUAUUAUCAAAUAUAUCAUCAUCAAUCGCUUUAAAGGUGAGAAGAACAUGCUGGUGAAGUUGGGUCGGGUGGAUGCCAGUGAGACAACAGUGAAUUUGAGUGAGAAUCAGCUCAACAAAUAUUCCAAGCUGGCCCCCUUGAAGGGCUUCUGGCAAAAGAAGAAGAAACAGAGAAAUAGCAACACAGACUCCAACAAAACACCCUCAUGCCAAAAGCAGAAUUUUGAAGCAGGUAGCUUUGAGGUGUCAUUCUUGCCACCUGCUCGCAAACGAAAAUCUAAACUUGGCAACAGGCACAGGAUUCAGAGAAUAUCAUCCGUGGAAACUUCAGCAGGUGGUAAGCAGGUUUCAUUCUGCAAUGAUGAGAGGCAAGCUAGUAGUCGUAAAGAAGAUGGAGGCCUAAAAGGUACACUAAAGUCAGCACCUUUGGCUGCCCCCAGCUGUGCAAAUGGAUCACAUUUAAAUGACAUCACAGGCCCUGAAUCAGUGAAAGUCAAAGUCCAAGACGCACAGUUUAAGGGGACAGAGAGGAAAGUGCUCAACAAAAUUAAAUUUAAAAGUGAAGCCAGGUUAAAAUCCAAGAAGAUCAAAGCUGGGCAAGAAAGCAAGCCAGUUGUUCAAAUGAGCCCUCUUUUGGAAGACCAAUCCUCCAAGGCUAAUUCAAAGAAUGAAACUAUUCCUGGGAACUCAAAUGGUUCACAUUUAUCUGAAUUUCAUGAGACAAAGGUUACUAAGGAUUCUACUUUCCUACCAACAACCUGCUCUUCUGAAAUGCCUCUAUCAUCUGCUCAUGUUGACAAUAAUAUACCUGUUAUCCCUGGAGGGUAUCUACAAACGUUGUUAGAUGCUUCUGACUUGUCAAAUAAUACUGGUAUCUCAUACUUCACUCACCAUUCUCCAGAGCAAAAUGAAAGCAGCCUGACUCAAACAGAAAAAUCAUUUGUACCUCUCCAACCUGCCCAGGACUGUGUUCUUUCCUCACCCUCUGAGUCUGAGCUGCUGCAAUCAUCCCCAAAUUUCAAAAUGGAAUCAAGCAACUAUAGAAAUGUGUGGCCCAACAAACCUACUUCUGGCUCCCAAGAAUUUGUGGCUGAGACCUCAAGGGAUGUAACUCCAACCCAAUCCGGUGAAUUUGGAGUCUCCAUAGAAAAUAACCUUACAGCUACAACAUACAAUCCAAUCUGCCUCAGUGGUGGUGGCAGUAGUUGCAACAAGAUCCUAUAUGCCUCUGUGCAAGAUGCCCAGCUCCCAUCUGAUGACUCGUAUCAAUUAUGUCACUUUAAUAAUGGAGAGAUCUGCUUUCCCUUUCAGCAGGUCCCAGUCAAUAUGGAUGAUAGUCGGCUCUUUAGCUUUGAUUCGAUGACCCCACUCUCUGUCAACUCAAACAAUUAUUGUUCCUUAAGCUUGAAGUCUUGUGAAAAGGAUGGUGAUGAUGAUAUCACUGAUGAUUUCCUGGCCCACUGCAGCCCCAAGCUGGUGAUCCAGCAGAGCAUUGAUGAGAUAGCACCACUCAAAGAGUCCACUGACCUCCUGGAUAUCUCUAACUUCACUCCUGACAAAUUCCGCCACUCCUCCCUCUCAGAGAUGUCCCCACCUGACACCCCCAGUCUUUCCCCUCAAAUUACCAGAUGUGAGAGUAUCAAAACACUAGGAACACUAAAGGGGUUCCAAGAGGGUGUCCAAGGAACACUGGGCAAUAUGGAGAAAAUCAAGUGGGACUGCAGUACCUUUUCACGGCAGGUCCAAGUAGAUGAUGGAUUUACUUUAAAUAGCCAUCAGUUUCAGUUCCAUAUGUUCAAUGAUGAGGAUUCUGUCAGCCUGCUCCAAAAAACCCCUUGCUUAUCAACGUUUAAUGAUCCAUCUGGUCAGGUGAGUACCAACAACAAGGUGUCGAAAUCAAGAAAGAAAAGUUCACCCAGCAAGAGUGGGGCUGUGAACCAAGGCUGUUCUCAGAAAAACAACAGGAAAAAAUCGCCCAAAGCCAACAACAAAGCGAUUGAAAAACCACCUGGCAAAACCUCCCGCCAGGUCCCUAAGUCAACAAAGAAAGGGAAAUACAUGGCUGCAAUCAAUGGAGAGAAAAUGCAAAUUGGCACUGGUCGUGGAGGAGGCCAAAUCAACAGCAUAUCUUCCACAGGGAAGACAUUGGCCGAAUGUAUCCAACAUGGUGGCCCUGUGGCCUCUAUGAAGAUGCCAAGUCAGAAGGGAUUUUCUGGAGAUUGGUCUUUGGGGAAGGAGAGUAGCCCAGGCUGGAGUGACAUGAGCAUCAAUGCCAAUACCAACAAUCUUCUGGAUGAUGACCAGCGGGAAUUUCAGGAGCCUUCUUAUAUCUUAUCCAACAUUGCCUCUGGUAUGGCAGAUGUGCAGAGAUUCAUGAUGGCCUCCAUAGAGCCCCUUUGGGAACCCAUGGAGCACCAUGGCGACCCCAGUGUAUUCUACUCCUCUGAGUCCAAUAGUCUAAAAUUAAAAACCCUCAAAAUAUUGGCUGGGACACCACAGGAAUCUAAAAAAAAGGUCAACAGUGGCUCUCCAGGAGCCACUAAGAAUCACAGGUCCAUCAAGGGUGUGAGUAAAAGCAAUGGGAAAGCAACAGUAGGUGAUCCUGGUCGUGCAAACAUGCCUGGUUAUAAUGAGGACUCUCGCUCUGCCUUCUUUGACAAAAAAUAUAAUAACUUGAGCACUUUAGGCAAUAACGGACCAACACACAAAAAAUUAUAUCGUCACAAAACCAGCUCCAAGACCUUGAGAGAUGAGAAGUGUAAGGGAAAGCGCAUGGAGAGAGAACAGGUCCACAAGGAUGAGUCUGGGACAGCUUCUUUUGAAAAACUGAGGGAUUCCGACUACAAUCUCCUAAAAGCAGAAACAGCAUUUUGGGUUUUACCUGUGUUCGAAGAAGAGACUCACAUUUUCCAGAAAGACAUUUGAUGUUUGUGUUUUAUUUCUUUCAAAAUAUGCCUUGUGGUAUGUAUGUUAACCUGUAAGUGCUUAAAGAAAAGAAUUUUUAAAUGUGGGAAUAAGUCUUUGGAAGCAAACUUUAAUCCAAUGUUCUAUGUAAAAGACUUUAAAAGUCAUAUAGUUGUACAAGUAGUUUAUGCACUAUUUACCCAAGGGGAAAAAAAGGAAAACAUUGUGCCAAACUACAAACAAGUGACUGCAUUGUAUAUAUUUUUACUUCUAUAUCAACAUUUGGUUGUGAGUAUAUGGGGAGCUUGUCCCCAUUAAUUUACUAGAAACAUUCCAGUGAUUCUUGCUAUUAACCACUCCCACUUAUGUGGAUAGCACCUGUAGAUCACAGUGGAAAAAUAUGUUGUGUUACACGAUUUACCAAAACUUAAAGGAUACUGUU
Messenger RNA from Phacochoerus africanus (Common warthog), 5542 nucleotides. It is a transcript of the gene NEXMIF, whose product is annotated as neurite extension and migration factor. Gene Ontology annotation, cellular component: nucleus. The record is from RefSeq and is a predicted model, not a curated record. The coding region runs from base 586 to 5121 and encodes 1511 amino acids. Lineage: Eukaryota; Metazoa; Chordata; Mammalia; Artiodactyla; Suidae. The transcript is spliced from 4 exons. Gene Ontology annotation, biological process: negative regulation of cell-cell adhesion mediated by cadherin; negative regulation of neuron migration; negative regulation of cell adhesion mediated by integrin.